Balearica regulorum gibbericeps (East African grey crowned-crane) is the source of this 1270-nucleotide messenger RNA. NCBI's taxonomy places the organism in Eukaryota, Metazoa, Chordata, Aves, Gruiformes, Gruidae. The record is from RefSeq and is a predicted model, not a curated record.
GUGAAAUUUGAUAGUGGAGUAUUACUGCUUAGCACACACAGACUGAUCUGGAGGGAUCAGAAAAAUCAUGAGUGCUGCAUUGCUAUACCUCUGUCUCAGGUCGUUUUUAUUGAAGAGCAAGCAGCUGGUAUAGGAAAAAGUGCCAAAAUAGUAGUUCAUCUUCAUCUUGCUUCUUCGAACAAAGAGCCUGGUCCAUUCCAAAGCAGCAAAUAUUCCUACAUCAAACUUUCUUUCAAGGAACAUGGGCAGAUUGAGUUCUAUAGACGAUUAUCAGAAGAAAUCACACAAAGGAGAUGGGAGAACAUGCCUACCGGUCAGACCAUUCAAGUUAACAAGGAUUCACAGGCAGGAAGAAUAAGGGCUGUAGGAAUUGUAGGGAUUGAAAGGAAAUUAGAGGAAAAAAGAAAAGAGACUGACAAAAACAUUUCCGAGGCUUUUGAGGACCUUAGCAAACUAAUGGAGAAGGCUAAGGAAAUGGUGGAGUUAUCAAAGUCAAUAGCUAAUAAGAUUAAAGAAAAACAAGGUGACAUCACUGAGGAUGAGACUAUUAGGUUCAAGUCUUAUCUACUGAGUAUGGGUAUAGCCAAUCCAGUUACUAGGGAAACAUAUGGAUCUGGUACACAUUACCAUAUGCAACUGGCGAAGCAACUAGCCGGAAUACUGCAGGCACCGUUAGAGGAGCGAGGAGGGAUCAUGUCACUUACAGAAGUAUACUGUCUGGUAAAUCGUGCACGAGGAUUAGAGUUGCUGUCACCAGAAGAUUUAGUAAAUGCUUGUAAGAUGCUCGAGUCACUGAAAUUACCACUAAGGCUUCGGAUAUUUGACAGUGGUGUGAUGGUGAUUGAACUCCAGUCUCAUAACGAAGAGGAAAUGGUAGCUUCUGCUUUAGAGAUGGUAUCUGAAAAGGGUUCUCUCACAGCUGACGAGUUUGCUAAGCUGGUGGGAAUGUCUGUUCUCUUAGCCAAAGAAAGGCUGCUUCUUGCUGAAAAGAUGGGCCAUCUUUGCAGAGAUGAUUCGGUGGAAGGCUUGAGAUUCUACCCAAAUUUAUUUCUGACACAAAGCUAAUGUAGUUUGUGUACAGUUUGUUGUGUAACAGUUGAACAAGAGAGCAGAGAGCAGAACCCUUCCAAAAACUGACUCUAAAUUUUUUAUUUUGUUAGUCAACUGCAACAGUGAUGAACAUUGCAAUGCUUUACAGUUCUCAGGUAUUUCAAGUGCUGAAUCCUCUUACAUGGAACUGAAAGGAAAUAGGAAUCACUAAGUCAGAAGC